AUGGCUCCUCCAUCUGAUUUCACCUUCCAGCAGAAGGUCAAAUUCGCUUUCUCCUCUCCAAAGCACUUUCAUCAGGCUAUAACUCUGGAAAGUGCGAAAUCCAAGUACAUCAACGAGGAUUUGGUUCCCUCACCACCCGAGCGAAGGACGUGGACCGCAUGGUCCUAUCUCGCAUACUGGUGGUCUGAAUGUUGGAAUAUCACAACCUGGUCCUUAGGAUCGAGUUUGAUCGCUUUAGGCCUAUCUAUCGGUAACGCAUUACUUGUUAUUCUAUUUGCCAAUAUUUUGUCUGCUAUUGUCAUCGUUGCCAAUGGCUUUGCUGCCUCGCACUAUCAUAUCGGUUAUCCUGUUUUGGCUCGAGCCACCUUCGGAAUGUACGGUCACUACUUCUUUGUAAUCAUCAGAGCCAUCCUUGGUAUCGUGUGGGCCGGUGUGCAAUUAUACUUCGAAGGCCAGUUCAUCUCGGUCAUGCUACGAUGCAUCUUCCCAUCAUGGGCUCGAUUGACCAACACCAUUCCCGAAUCGCAAGGAAUCACUUUACAAGUAUUCAUUGGCUUCGUGCUUGCUUUUGUCGUCACAAUACCUUUCAUGAUGAUACACACCAGCAAAAUCAAGCAUCUCUUCAGCGUCAAAUCCUUUGUGAUGCCUAUUGCGGGUCUCGGAAUCGUCAUAUGGGCUACGUCCGCAAAUCAUGGUGUUUCCUCUGAAGUACUCAGUACUGCUGUAGACAAGUCUAGUACUGCUAUCUAUGCCUGGAACAUCAUCGCUCAAUUCAAUUCUGUCAUGGGGUCAAAUUCUGCGUUGAUUGUCACCGUGCCCGAUCUUGCUCGAUACAGCCGAAAGCCAAGAGAUCAGGUCUUUGGUCAGCUUUUAGGUUUACCCAUGGCGAUUCUGUGUGCUGCCUUUGGGGUGAUCACCACCGCUGCUGUCCAGAACAUGUGGGGUGAAGCCUUCUGGAACCCAUACGAUCUCUUCAAUGGUAUCCUGGAUCACACUUAUAGCUCUAAAAGUCGAGCAGGUAUCUUCUUCGCUGCUCUAGUCUUCCUUUUCGCUACUUUGGGUACAUCAAUCGCUUGUAACAUCGUCCCCUUUGCUGCCGAUAUCACUUGUCUUCUUCCGAAAUACGUGAACAUUGUUCGGGGACAGUUCCUCUGUCUGAUCAUCUCCUUCGCCAUUACACCUUGGCAUAUUCUAACUUCCGCUCCAACAUUCUUAAAUUUCCUGGGUGGGUAUUCAAUCUUCCAGGGUUCGGUCGUAUCCAUCAUGCUUGUGGAUUACUUCCUUGUUCGACGCGGUAAUCUCGACAUUGGAGCUUUAUUCGAUGGAUCGCCUAAUUCCAAAUAUUUCUUCACAUUGGGAGUGAAUUGGCGUAGUAUCGCCGCCUUCGUAGUCGGCUUCGUCAUUCCUCUACCCGGAUUCAUCGGCUCCUUCGGUACUGUCACUGUUCCUCUGUCAGCCUCAAGGAUCUUCUAUCUAGGUUGGGAGCUCUCAUUCCUCUGCGGUGGUAUCGCAUAUUGGAUUCUCUGUUUACUUUUCAAGGUCCCGGGUCAAGAAGACUGUCAGAGACCUUUCCAAAACAUGGUACAUGACAGUUGGGUACUGCCUGAUGGCGAGACUUCCGAUGGUGCUAGCGCCCAGACACCUGUAGCGGAAUAUGGUGACUAUGAGAAGAGAAUUGAACCUGGUGUACAAGUUAAUAUGGUUUGA
Kwoniella shivajii is the source of this 1707-nucleotide messenger RNA. RefSeq lists its product as uncharacterized. NCBI's taxonomy places the organism in Eukaryota, Fungi, Basidiomycota, Tremellomycetes, Tremellales, Cryptococcaceae. Gene Ontology annotation, biological process: transmembrane transport; nucleobase transport. Gene Ontology annotation, cellular component: plasma membrane. The record is from RefSeq and is a predicted model, not a curated record. The transcript is spliced from 10 exons. Bases 1 to 1707 code for a protein of 568 amino acids. Gene Ontology annotation, molecular function: nucleobase transmembrane transporter activity.